This is a messenger RNA of Syzygium oleosum, 714 nucleotides long. RefSeq lists its product as uncharacterized. The transcript has a single exon. The record is from RefSeq and is a predicted model, not a curated record. NCBI's taxonomy places the organism in Eukaryota, Viridiplantae, Streptophyta, Magnoliopsida, Myrtales, Myrtaceae. Bases 1 to 714 code for a protein of 237 amino acids.
AUGGGCGGCGAACCAUUCGUGCUUCCGGACCGACCGGAAGAUUCAGAGGACGACGACGACGCCCUCUCGCUCUCCGACUUCCCGCUCGCCACGGCGGCUCACCCCCGCAACGACUCCAGCCGCCCUCGCCGGUCCUCUUCCGAGCCUCCGGACUUGUUCGAGUUCCUCAUCGGCCUCGGCUCCCACAUGCGGUCCGCCGACGACCUCAUCGUCUCGGGGAAGCUCGUCCCACUCCACGAUCAGUGCCGUCGCUGCGAGUCUCUUUCCGAGCUCGAGAGGUCGUCGGUGUCUCGGUCGAGCAGCACGAGGGCGGCGGCGAAGGCGCAGCUCGCGAGGAGCAGCCGGUCCCUCGACUACCGGAGGCUCCGCCGGCCACCGAGCUCCCUGGCGCGGGAGGCGGUGGAGAGGAGGACGUCGUCGUCGUCGGCAGGCGGGAGCGGCGUCGCGAGGUCGGACUCGUUCGCGAAGAGGCCGCCGCCGCGGCCCCUGUGGCGCGUGCUGCCGUUCGUAGCGGUGAAGCUGCCGGCGGAGAUGGAGCUGCGGGACAUGAGGAGCCGGCAGCUGCGCAGGACCCCGUCGGCGCUGUUCGUUCCGCCGACGCCGGCCGACAGGGGCGGUUGGAAGGGGUCGUGGAGGCUGAUCAAGGCGCUGAGCUGCAAGGACCCGGCGAGCGUCGCGGUGGCGACGCCGCUCGCCUGCCUGCCACACGUGUGA